Fomitiporia mediterranea MF3/22 is the source of this 1986-nucleotide messenger RNA. Its product is annotated as peptidyl-prolyl cis-trans isomerase. Bases 1 to 1986 code for a protein of 661 amino acids. The record is from RefSeq and is a predicted model, not a curated record. Gene Ontology annotation, molecular function: peptidyl-prolyl cis-trans isomerase activity; protein binding. NCBI's taxonomy places the organism in Eukaryota, Fungi, Basidiomycota, Agaricomycetes, Hymenochaetales, Hymenochaetaceae. Gene Ontology annotation, biological process: protein peptidyl-prolyl isomerization. The transcript is spliced from 10 exons.
AUGUCCGACGCUGAGGCUUCUGUCUUGGGAAAGCGUGAGCGCGAUGCCGCCGCGGAAGACGAAGCGAAUGGCAACUCCAACAAUGUGACGGAGGACAGCGACGACGACAUUGGGCCGAUGCCUAUGCCUGCUGAUGCUCCCGAAGCUCAAGUGAUAAAGAAGAAAAGGAAGGUCCUUCCGCACGAGAAACUCUACCUUUCUCAUCUCCCGAGCGCAGAUCGCUACGCGAAAUCAUUUAUGCACCGCGAUGUCAUCAACUUCGUCGUCGUCACUCGCGGAACAGACUUCGUAAUAACCACCUCGAUUGAUGGACAUCUCAAAUUGUGGAAGAAGCAGGAAGUUGGUAUUGAAUUCGUCAAGCAUUACCGUGCGCAUUUGCAGCAGGUUACUGGCGUUUCUGCGAGUGUGGAUGGGACGCUCUUUGCAAGUAUAUCUGAGGAUGGGACUGCGAAGGUGUUUGAUGUCGUGAAUUUCGACAUGAUUAACAUGAUUAAACUUGGCUUCGUUCCUCAUUGCUGCUGUUGGGUACAUGGUAAGGGAAAAGCACAGGCUUUACUUGCUGUUUCAGAAAGCAACUCUGGCGUGAUUCGUAUUUACGACGGACGAGGCGAUGACAAACCCCUCUUCGUCGUCGACAAGGUCCACAGGUUCCCUGUUCACAUUAUGACAGCGAGACUAUUGACUAGAGCGGUGGAUAAGUACAACGACAGAUACGACACCGUCGUUUCGGCUGAUGAGAACGGGUUCAUUGAAUAUUGGCAACCUUUUGAGCCAUUCGAACUACCGAAAAAUGUACCUCGUAUGUGGGAGUACAAAAGCUCCACGGACUUGUUCGAGUUCAAAAAGGCAAAAGCCACAACAACGUGCAUUGUAUUGUCGCCAGACAACAACUCCUUCGUAACCUUCUCGCUUCCUGAUCGCCAAAUACGCAUAUUUUCCUUCAUCUCUGGAAAGCUCACAAGGCGAUAUGAUGAAUCAUUGGGGGCGAUACAGGACAUGCAGCAGGCCGGGACGUCGAUCUAUCGCAUUGAAGAUAUGGAAUUCGGGCGUAGAUUGGCUGUUGACCGUGAGUUGGAACUACCUGGACCUGACGGUAAAGUACCAGGACGAUGGAUAAAUGCCGUUUGGGACGAGAGUGGCAAUUUUGUAUUAUACCCGACUUUGCUGGGAAUCAAAGUGGUAAACACGGUAACGAACAAAGUGGUUCGCUUGCUAGGAAAGGACGAGACAGUGCGAUGGAUGAACUUGAGCCUGUAUCAAGGAGCGCCGGCAAAGAAAGGCCGUACCACCGCCGCAAUGGCUGCUUCAGCAAAUCCCAUCCUUGCUAGUAAAGAAACCCGUGAUCCGACUCUUUUUUGCACUGGGUAUAAACGACAGCGUUUCUAUAUGUUCACUCAAACGGAGCCAGAGGAUAUGAAAGAUCAGGGUGACCGUGACGUCUUCAACGAACGGCCAACGCGCGACGAACAAACGACAGCCUCAGCAGCACCCGUAAAAGCUAGCGGACCAUCGCCAAUUGCACACGCUGCAACGAUACACACCAGCGAGGGUGACAUUCACAUACGACUCUUUCCAGAACAUGCGCCUAAGGCAGUCGAGAACUUCGUCGGGCAUGCGCGCAGCGGAUAUUACGAGGGUAUUAUUUUCCAUCGGGUUAUUCCGAAGUUUAUGAUCCAGACCGGAGAUCCUCUUGGUGACGGUACGGGUGGUGACUCGAUUUGGGGAAGGGAGUUUGAAGAUGAGUUUACGAGUGCUUUGAGGCAUGAUAGGCCGUAUACGUUGAGUAUGGCGAACGCCGGCCCGAAUACGAACGGAUCACAGUUCUUUAUCACCACUACCGCGACACCCUGGCUUGACAACAAGCAUACGAUUUUCGGUCGUGUCCUUCGAGGCUUGGAAGUUGUACAUGCCAUUGAGAACGUGAAGACGAACAAGCUGGACAAACCGUUCGAGGAUAUUAAGAUCAUCAACGUAGAAGUCGAGUAG